AUGAAUGCUCAAUCAAAUGAUUUUACAUCGGUUUUAUUUGAAAUUAAAGCAAACCCAUUACUGAAAAGAGUGAUAUUUGCGGAUGUUGGAGAUAGAAGUCGAAUAGAAGGUGAAGAAGAAGUUCUAUUCAAUCUCAAUUCACUCUUUAAGAUUGUUUCUGUUUGUUUUGAUGCUGAACUUAAUGUAUGGAAAGUAGAACUGAAUGCAACUGAUGAAGGUGCAGAAAAAGUAGAAGAAUAUCUUGCAUUUUCGAAACAACAGAUGGAAGAAUACACUCCACUUAUUUAUUUUGGUAGACUUCUCUUGUAUGAAUUAGGUCUAGUAGAUCGUGCAGGAAAAUAUUUUAAUAUGUUAUUGGGAUCACUUCCACAAGAUCAUCCUGAUAUUGCAGCUGUUUAUAAUCAUAUUGGUAUAGUACAUGACAGGAGAAAUGAAUUGAAUUUAGCAUUGAAAAACUAUGAGAUAGCUUAUGAGAUGCGUCGAAAACAACUACCUUCAAAUCAUCCUCAUAUUGCUGGUUCACUCAACAAUAUUGGUGGUAUUUAUAAAGAAAAAGGUGACUUUAAUACAGCACUCGAUUAUUUUCACCAGGCUUUGAGAGUUUACGACAACUUAUAUCCCGGUAAUAAUCUACAAAAAGCAAUCAUAAUCGAAAAUAUUGGGUUAGUAUACACGGAUAAAGAAGAUUUCGAUACGGCUCUUACUUAUUUCUCUCAUGCUCUGGAGAUGUAUAAACAUGUUCUCCCUGAUCAACACUCUCAGAUAGCAACAUGUCUCGGUGGAAUAGGAUAUACCCAUGAGAAGAAAGGUAAUUUAGAUAUUGCUCUGGAUUAUUAUCAACAACAAUUAAAUAUGGAAGAACAAUGUUUACCUUUCGAGCAUUCAAGUCUUUCGAUUCAUCUCGGUUCGAUCAUCGACAUUUAUAAAACCAUGAAUGAGAUUGACAAAGCCUUAGACUUGUGUCAACAAAAGCUUCUUAUUCAAAAAACUAGAUUGGGUGAAAACCAUCCUCGUAAUGCUCGGACAUUAAUGAUCAUGGCUAAUUUAAUUAAGGAUGACAAUCCAAACGAAGCAUUACAAUAUUAUGAGCAAGCUCUAUCUGUAUUAGAGAAUUGCACACCACUGGAUCAUCAAGUCACUUCUGAUUGUUUGACAUCAAUGGCUGGUUUAUAUUCCAAUUGUGAUAUGAUGGAAGAUGCAUUACGAUGUGACAUCAAAGCACUUGAAGUUGAUCGUCAAACAUUGUCUUCUGAUCACAUUAACAUCGCAAACAGCUUAAGAAAUAUUGGUAUAGAUUAUGAAAGAAUGAACAACUUAUCCGAAGCACUUCGUUAUUUCAGUGAAAGUCUUUCGAUCUAUCGAGCUAAUUAUGGACCAGAGCAUGAAAUGGUGAAGAGAGGUGAAGCAGACAUUGUCAGAGUGAAGAAGAAUAAAAAAAUUCAAGCAAUAAGAAAUAGUCUACAGCCGUUGACAGUAGAGCAUGUGUAA
Adineta steineri is the source of this 1488-nucleotide messenger RNA. The record is from the annotation of a GenBank genome assembly. Lineage: Eukaryota; Metazoa; Rotifera; Eurotatoria; Adinetida; Adinetidae.